AUGUUGCACAACACUGGGCCUUACGGGCCUAACGAGACGCCGGUAAAUAUGGGAGCACCCGUGAAUAUGACUCCAAUGAGUGGUCAUAUGAAUCUCGCUCAUAACAUAAAUAAUUUAAGUAAAAUGUCUCACCACGCAGGCCAGGGGCCUAGCGGGCACUUCAAUCUACCAGAAUAUGCACAUUACAACCAAUCUACGCUUGGUAUGCCGCCCCAAAUGGGUCAGUUUCCCAACUACCAGCAAUUGGGGUUCCAGCAUUCAUAUAUGAAUCAAAGUGCGCCUUCUGUCAACGAUUUACCUUUUCCAAACGGUAUGUUUCCUAUGAACUUUAAUAUACAGAACGAGCAUAGUGCUAACAUGAUGAAUUACGCUUACGAGAAGCGAGCGAGUGAAACAAUGAGGCAGGACAGCUAUAAAGAACAUAAUAUGCGCAAAAUGCCCCUAAACAUACCUCAGAUACCAAAUAAAUCUUAUGCCAGGCACAGCAUCCCUGAUGAUGAUUACGGACUUCACAAUACUUACCAUGAUGUACACCACAACUUAGAUCUAAGCUUAAAAACACAAGAAAAAAUACAAUUGGAUAGUACGAGGAAGAAAAACAUAGAAAACACUGUUAGAUUAAUUGAAAACAUUCUUAUUAAUUCAUCGAAUAAACCCAAAGAAUUGCCGAGUCCUCCGAGCAGACCGACCAGCACUAGAAUGGAGUUACCGCAACAAACGGUAAUAGAGAAAGCACCAAAAAGUAAUAAACCUGCGACAGAAAUGCACAGCCACACGGCUUUACAAAAACAAGCAGAUCCGUUACAGGUGACACCUGCAGAUUUCUCUAAAACUAAACCAAAUAAAACUGUUGAAGUUCCGAUUGAAGUUAACGAUGACAGUCAAGAUAACGAAUUGUCUGAGAACGAACCACAAUCUGAUGAAGAGGACAUAAAACCCAUAGCUAUAACGCAACACUUCAUAACGGAAGAUGCGGAAGUGAAUACAGACAAUAGUAUCGUUAUUAAAGUUGAAAAAGAUAGUUGGGCGGACUCUGAGUGUUUUACUCCAUUCUUGAAGGAUGUGAAUGGCUUCCAGAAGGAUGAUAAUAUGAAUUACAGGAUUAUUGAAGCGGAAACUAGCGUUGCUGAGGCCAUUGCGGUUUAUAAGAAUGGCAUAAAACACGAAGGUGUGUUCGAGUGCCCGCAUUGCUCACUUCUCUUCAAACACCCGAAGCGCUUCAUAAUCCACCAUAACUGGCAUACGUUCGGACUAACAAAUAUAAGAAGAAUAGAAAUAGCCAAAGUGAAAGAACAAAGGAGGUUUGAGAGGAAAGAGGCUCGUGUUAUUGAGAGGAUGAACUCGAAAGAGGUUACGGAGGAAACCAGUGUUGAUGGCAAAGUGUUUCCUUGUAAGGAUUGUGAUAAGGUGUUCAGUGCCAAGGGGAGCUUGAAAAAUCAUCGGCAACGAACACAUCCUACCCGCAUAAGAGAGUGCAGAAUAUGCCACAAGCCCAUAUCAAGCUGGAUGGCACUCCGGGCACACAUGGUGACUCACUCCGCAGACUCCGGGCUUGGGUUCCAGUGUGCAGAGUGCCCCAAGAGGUUCAAGUACUCCCACUCUCUCGCCAAGCACUCUGAUACACAUUUGGAAAAGACUCACGCCUGCACGGAAUGUCCCAAAAAGUUCGGCUCCCAAGCGCUCCUGAAGAUGCACAUGAAGACUCACGAGCGAGUGCUGCGCGGAGCCACGUUCAGGUGUACUUACUGCGGCAAGGGAUUCUUCGAGUCUUAUAGUUUGCAGGUGCACGAGAGAACACAUAGGAACGAGCGCCCGUUCACAUGUGACAUAUGCAACACGAGCUUCGGAACUAAUUCCAGCCUGAAGAGACAUGUUAAAGUGUCUCACAACACAUCGAAGCCGUAUCAAUGUUCAGUAUGCCAUCGCAACUUCAUCACGGAGUCCAUCAGGGACCGGCAUGAGCAGCGUCUCCAUGGCAACCCUGAGGACUUCAAGUUUCCAUGCAAACUGUGCUCUUCCAAAUACCUGAAAAUGAAAGAUCUUCAGAAACACGUUUACAAGAUGCAUCCGAAGAGCAAACGAAAGAAAAAGGACGAUAAAGAAAGCGAUUCCGAAUAG
Spodoptera littoralis (African cotton leafworm) is the source of this 2118-nucleotide messenger RNA. The record is from the annotation of a GenBank genome assembly. Lineage: Eukaryota; Metazoa; Arthropoda; Insecta; Lepidoptera; Noctuidae.